Messenger RNA from Xyrauchen texanus (razorback sucker), 1135 nucleotides. RefSeq lists its product as uncharacterized. The transcript has 4 exons. Lineage: Eukaryota; Metazoa; Chordata; Actinopteri; Cypriniformes; Catostomidae. The annotation marks the transcript as partial. The record is from RefSeq and is a predicted model, not a curated record.
CUUUGUUGACGGAGAAAUAGCAGCUACCGUUAGAGUGUUUUCGACUAGCCUGACUUGUCUUCCGAAGUUCACCAGUGCCGAUGUGGUGAAGAGUGUGGAGAUACAUUCGUCCACUAAAGGGAACAAACUGGACAAGGGAUAUAAAUUCUUCCACGAAGAGUUUAUCCACAAUUACCAAGUUGCCAUCCUGUACCAGACCGCUCAUUAUUCACAGCUGGGUCUGCAGGCUGUUCCACCCCCCCUUGCCUGCACAAGUGGCUUGCAAAGAUGGCACAGACCAAGAACACAGGGAAUCCAUCCUGAACCUGUUAGUGAGCUGGUGGUGCAAAAGCCCAAAACAGUGGGUCAGAAUGGUCUGAGGUCCACAUUGUACAAGGCAUAUACAGGACCACUGCCAGAUCCAUAUAUGAUGGCAUCUGGAAGCAAAUUAAGCCAGGUGCAGCCCCAGCCUCUCAUGGCUGUUAUAUUGGAUGGGGUUUCUGAGAUGGAGCUGACGCCAUCUAAAUUUGGUUCUGUCCCUCGUGGAUCACCCAUGUCCUAUCACUGUCCACCCAAGAAGUCCAGCGACCUCAUCCUACACCACAUGGCUCCAGAAUUUCCGUCUCUUCCUCUGAUGCAGCACACUUUUCCCAGGUUGCAUUUCGUGCCGACAUUACAUCAGUUAAUGCAUCUCCAGUCUCUUGAAGUGUCACCGCAGCUGUCCAGCGAGAUAGCAAAAGAAACUCAGCAGCAGUCCAAAUGUCCUGCGUGGACACAGCUACGGCGACCAAGGCUGACUGCCAGUCGUUUUUGGGAUGAUUGUUGUUGUAAGGCGUGUCGUGAAGAGCAGGAGUCUGCAGCUAUUCAGAUGAUCAGAGGCUGCACAAAGCAAACAGCUCCAAUGAAGCGUGGUCUGCUGGUGGAGCCUGAAGUGCUGGCAAACUAUGCUGAACUGAUGCAAGUUAAUGUGCUACCAGCAGGAUUCGUCAUUCACCCUGACGCACCACAUCUCGGGGCCAGUCCAGACGGUCGGGUGUAUGACCCUUCAGAGUCGCCUCCUUUUGGCCUGGUUGAGGUGAAGAGCAGCACAAAAAAUGAUCCAUCUCAGGUUGCUCACCUCAAGGUGCAGGAAGGCCACGCUAGUCUGAAGCGUUGA